AUGAGGAUCGAGUAUCAAGCUAAUUCAGUGCAACCGAAUCAUGAUUCAUCGAAUCCUGAUGGGAGCGUUCCACCAGAAAUAUUUGCUAUUGCGUUACACGAACCAUACGUUCGCAAAAAGAAACGUGUAUCACCAUUAGCCAAAAUUCGCCGACGACAUUCAAGUGAGAGUGAUGACAAAGAUAAUUGUAUGCCAUCGUCACCUCCCGCGAGUAACUGUUAUCUGACAAAAUGUCCAUGUGAAACACAUCUACAGAAACAGUUAGUGGAACAAACCUAUCAUCUAUCUGUGGAAAAAUUAUUUGAUUUAAUUUUUGGAAAUAAUGAAUUCGUUAGAACGUAUCGAGCAGCACAAAGAAUAUAUAAUGAUCACGCAACCGAGUGGACAUUAAAUUCAGUGACAAAUAAUCGUGAACGAGUAGUGACAUCAAAAAUACCGUUUGUUUCAGUGUUAGGAAAUAGUACAAUAUCCAGUACAGAAAAACAAAUAAUCCGUAAUGAGAGGAAACAUUCCUAUUAUAUUGUUGAUAAUGAAAUAUAUAAUGCCGGUGUCAAAUUUGGUGAUGCGUUCUAUGUUUUACUCCGUUAUUGUCUUGUACAAACAUCUGUUAGUAGCUCAAGUCUAAGAAUUACAGCAGAAGUACGAUAUUUGAAAAGUGUUCUUGGAUUUAUGAAAUCUGUUAUCGAAAAGCAUGCUAUAGCAGCUGUACAAGUUUCGCUUCAAGAUUUAGAUAGUAGAAUUAGUUUGGUAAAUGAAUUGGUAACAGCCCCACCGCAAGGAAGACGACUAAGCCGCUUUGAAUUGGUACCACCAACGAUCAAAGAAAUGUCAUUUAUUUUAGACGAUAUUGAGAAAAUUCCAUGGAGUUCACAAUUACAGGCAAUAUUUCGAAAGGACAAUACUAUGUAUUUAUGCAUUAUCACCUUUAUUCAUCUGUCAAAUACACCAACUGAAUAG
This is a messenger RNA of Didymodactylos carnosus, 957 nucleotides long. Lineage: Eukaryota; Metazoa; Rotifera; Eurotatoria; Philodinida; Philodinidae. The record is from the annotation of a GenBank genome assembly.